AUGCUCAAGUGGGCCGUCAACCAGCCCCGACCCUCGUACAUGGAGGAGACCACAGCCACGCCAAUGCGCAGGGGAGCUGGCAGCUACAGCGAGUUCCAUGCCCUGCGGGGAAAGCUCAAGCGCAAGUCCCUCUGCCUGGCCCUCGCCCACGGACAGGGGAAGGAGAACCAGCUGACCUCGACGCCACUGCCAGCCAGCUCCCUGCCCGUGCACCCACGGACCCCGCUGCUCAAGGACCUCAGCAAUAUCAUGUCCUCGCCCCUGACUACGCCCACGCCCACGCCCACGCCCACACUCCGCCCACCCGCCUACGCCUCCACGCUGCCGACCUUCGAGGCGGAGUACUCCCCGAGCGCGGCCAUAAUCCCGGGUCCGCUGCUCGCACUCCGCGGCAUGGGCAUCCCCGACAGCUACUUCGAGAAGCCCCGCUACCUGGAGCAGAAGCCCCUGCCCCUUCCCCUUCCCCUUCCCCUGCCCAUGCCCGUGCCCCAGGCCCCUGCCACGAAGAGCGGCCAGACCACGCUCAGCUCCAGCCAGAUGGGAGACGUGACCCUGGAGCGGAUGAUCGACGCCAUUCUGGAGAGCACCCGCAAGGCGCCGGCCCCCAGGCAGCCGCGUCAGCGUCUGCGCCAGCGACACAGACACCACCCCCUGAGCAGCACCACCUCCUCCGCCGCCGCCGCCGCCGCUGCCGCCACCCACUCGCCCACCUACCGGCCCGCCUUCGACCCGGCCAGCGACCUCUGCGAGUACUGGAGGUCACCCCACGCGAGUGGCUACGAGGAGCGGGAGGUGCGCUCCCCCCAGCCGGCUACCGUCGAUGGACAGUCGCAGUCGCAGUCCCAGUCCCAGGGGAAGAGGCGAUCACUGCAGCUGCGGAGGCAGCGCGUGGUGCGGCGCAAACGGAAGAUCGCGACAAGAAUCUCCUCCAGCGUACGGCAGUCGGCCCAGAAGCUGCUGGCGGCCGCCCGCUCCGCCCAGAAGAUCCGCCACAUCAGCCCCGACAGCGGCCACAACUCGACCAGCGACUGCGAGCUGGACGAGGAGCAUCCGAUUCCCAUGCUGGCAAUGGGAUUGGGAUUGGGACUGGGCGGCGAGGAGCUGGAAGCCUCGUGCCAGCUGGAUGCCAUGUGGAUGCAGGCACAGGCGCAGGUCAGGGACGCCACCAAGAGACGCCUCAGCUUCUCGAUGUCUGAGGCCAGCUGA
Messenger RNA from Drosophila persimilis, 1206 nucleotides. RefSeq lists its product as uncharacterized. The coding region runs from base 1 to 1206 and encodes 401 amino acids. Lineage: Eukaryota; Metazoa; Arthropoda; Insecta; Diptera; Drosophilidae. The transcript is spliced from 2 exons. The record is from RefSeq and is a predicted model, not a curated record.